GUAAAUCUUAAAUAGAAGUGUGGCUGCUUAAAUGGUUUUUGGAAUUGCACCCUCAGAACAUGAAGGCGAUACACAGCAGGUUCAGUCAUGUUUCAGUCUGGAAAUGCUGAGAUAAUGGGAAAGAAAGUCUGCAGUCUGAUGAAAGUAAUGGACUCCUCUAUGUAAACUAAAACAAUCCCAGAACAAAUCAACUGGUGAGAUAAGCUUUAAUGAAGAUACAAUUGGCUGAAGUCCACCCAGAUCCCUAUAGAAUAGCAAAUCUACUAGCUUUCUUUGCUUCAUCUCUAGUUUUUUGCUUUACUUUUUCUGUUUCAAAAUUUUUGGCAGUCUGACCUAAACUGAACAUAAUUUCAUAAGUGAAAAGUACCUUCACUGAAGUAGCUGAAAGCAUGGGCUGCAAACAUUUAUGAAUUAUGUUUAACUAAACACAGUAAAUAAUAAUUCAAUAGGAUUUUCAUGAUGGAGCAGACAUAAGGAGGGGGGGAAGAAUGUUGAUUAUUUACCUGGCCUAAGCUAAAAAAAAAAAAAGUGUAAUGUCCCAGAAGAGAUGUUAGCUAUUAAAUCUGUAAAUAAAAGCCUUUUCCCUCAUUGUCCCCUUGUGCUUCUGCUUUCAAAAGUGUUAAGAAGAGCAUUUUAUAACUUUAACUGCAAAAUAAAAGUGUCCAAAGGGCGAAAUCUGACUAUCUGCCUUACACACAUUGUCUUGUUGACUUCACAGGAUACUGAUACGAGAUGCGCAAGCAAGAUUUGGCCUUAAGGUGGAUUUAGAUAUGCUCAAAUUAAAAAAAAUGGGAAUAAAUAAAAGGGAAUCCUGCAAUUUUAAAAUUAAAUAAUGCAUAUUCUGCUUCUCUGAAAGGGAAGUAGUCCAAGGAGACAAGAAUUUAUGUUCUCAGCAUAUCCUACUUUUUUGAUGUUCCAGGAGGGCAGUAUUACACAGGUUGGAGACCUGUUCACCCAGUUACAUUUAGUUAUUUUCAGGUGGUUUGUACAUAUAGAAGUCUACAAUGGGUAAAUCUGCUGAAAAAUUCUUCACAGAGGACAGUCUUUUAAUUUAAACUCUUUAAUUAUGUCAAUCUUAACAGCUGUUUUUACGUGGCAAGGGGUAAUAUAACCAGGGAGAUGGAGUAACUAUUUUAAUAAGAAAAGAGCAAAUGUAUGAACUGAAAGUUAGUUUCCAAGGAAUCCAAUGGACAUCUUUAGACACCAGUUAAUGAUAAAAAACAAUCUUUACAUUUAUAUAUACUCAAACCCUUUCUAUGCUCUCCUGAAAAUGUGAAGCUCCUACAAUUCUAAUGCCACAAUAAAGUAAUGUUUACUGUCAAUUAUGACUUUGAGGUAUUAAAGUACCAUUUCUAUUACUGUAUGAAUACACUUGCUAUUCUUAUCUUUGUCCUUUUGGUUCUGCUCAUGAGGAUCACAAUCUUAAGUCACUUCUGAAAUUAGCAUUUCACUGUCUUCAACAACUAUGAAAUGUAUUGCUUGGUACUUAAAAAAUUGUUACAGUAUAUAUAAGUUCCUCACACAAAUUAAGGAGUUGGGGAAGGGAAGGCAAGGGGAAAGGUGAGCAGGAAAAGGGUAAUGGGAGAAACAAGAAAUGAAUGAGUGAAAUUAAUUACGAAAGGGAGACAGGAGAAAUAAAAGAGCAAAAAGUGAUGCACAGCUUUAAGGCUAACAAUUUAUAUUCAUUUCAUGGACCCCACCCCUCCCUCUCUACCCCCCACCACCUCCCGUUCUUAGGAGGAGCAGACAUAAGACACAGCUUGUAGUUGAUGCUAGUGUGUCAGGGAUGAAUAUAAGAAAGAAAAUUCUAAAUUUAGAGUUUCAUUGUUGCCUUUUGGGUGCAGCAAUGCUAGUCUGGAUGUUCCAGCAAUAUCUGUACAGCAUCCAGACCAUUAUGGACAAAUGUAUUAACUACCUGAACUGACAACUGAGUUCUAGUUUCAAGAGCCUUUGGUCCUUGUGGUGUCCUAUCACAAGUUAUCUAGUUAUCAGUUUUCUAGCUGAGAUAGCAUCUGCAUUUUUUAAAUACAGGCACACAACAACCAAACUCUAUGAAACCUUUCAGGCUUCCCCAAUACCAGACACCAUCAGCUGCGUGAACAUUUUCAAAUGGGUACCUUUGUGCCUUCUCCCUUUCUACCCACUACGCUUGGGAGGAAACCCUCGUGAACAUCCAUUAAAACUCUCCUCAUCCAGAUCCAUCCUUUACAUGAUGCCUAUACAAACAUAAUAGCUAAGCUGUUUGUGUCUUGAAACAUUAGAUAUUAUGCUGACCAGAACAAAUUAAUACAUCAAAAAGCAGCAGAAUAGGGCCCAAAUGCCUUUUCAGAUCAUCUAUAAAGAAAGAGUCUCAUUAUAUUGGAAGAGCUGAACUAAAAUUGUAAUUCAAUAACCCAUAUGUCCAUGGACAUGUGCCUGCAUGUGUGUCUAUGAACUAUAUUUAGAUGUACAGUCUAUAAAAAGUUUCACUGCAAAAUGAUCUCCAGCAGGAGUUGGAUCCCUGAUCCACGCCGCCUUUGACAGCCCCAGAAGAGGAUCAAGCAGGAUUCCAACCUGUUCAAAUUUUAUUUCUUCUAUCCUUGUUCCCCAUGAAGAUGACUAAAGAGGCCAUCUCUCUGCGCUCCCUGAACAAGACAUUAAACAGAAUAGAAAACAAACUGCAGACCUUAAAGAAUAAAUUCAAAGAGCUGGAUUCAACCCUAGAGAAACUGACACAGAAGUUUGAGAUUCAGGGCACGUCCUUGGAGGAGCAAGUGAGCCAGGAUGAAAUGUGGACAUCACUGCUGGAGGACAGGUUCACUUCAGUGGAAAUAAAACUCUUCUACAGCUAUGUUAGUGAAACAAUUAGCUGCUUGCACAGUCAGGUGACACAGAAGCUGCCAGAUCUAGCAAGAAGUCUUCCUACCUUAGCCUCUAUACUGAGGCGCAAAAGCAAGAACCAGAGAAUUAGACUGGUAUGGGAGUCAGUGUUGGAGAGUCUGGGGCUGCAAGAAGGACACAUCAGAGCCCUCUGUACUUUUUUCAUCACGCACAGCUAUGAAGCACAGCACUACCCUAUCUACUCAGCUAACCAGAGACAAAAGUAUACUGGUGAUAUCAUCACCAUGAUAACCAAGGUGGUGAAGAACCAGAUGCUGCAAGAGAGCCUGCUGUGCGCUGUUCAGGUAGUAGAGAAUGGGAAAGGAAAAAAAGGCAAGUAAGGCAGUAUCCUUUGUCCAACAGUAGUGUCACAAACUUGGUAAAAUGUUCCUAACCUGAGUCUCAGACAAUCUUACACAAACAAAUACAGUUACAUAACCCCAGUGCUUAUUUGCCUGUAUAUACUAACAUGCAGACCCACAUGUAAAUUACCUCUUACCAUGACAUGCUAAUACGUAUCAAUAGUCUGAAAAGCUAUGGCACUUCCUAGAAGUACUAAAGGAUUUUUUCCACAACCAUAUGGAGCUACAUAUUAACACACAUGCAUGCAGAACAGGCAAAAAGAAUCCUUGUACCCACCAGCCUUAUAUAAGUUAAAAUGUCAUGGUCACAUAUUUAUCCAGUUAGCCACUAAA
Gavialis gangeticus (Gharial) is the source of this 3554-nucleotide messenger RNA. It is a transcript of the gene SMCO1, whose product is annotated as single-pass membrane protein with coiled-coil domains 1. The record is from RefSeq and is a predicted model, not a curated record. NCBI's taxonomy places the organism in Eukaryota, Metazoa, Chordata, Crocodylia, Gavialidae.